Messenger RNA from Nilaparvata lugens (brown planthopper), 843 nucleotides. Its product is annotated as glypican-1-like. The record is from RefSeq and is a predicted model, not a curated record. Gene Ontology annotation, cellular component: extracellular region; cell surface; synapse. Gene Ontology annotation, biological process: regulation of signal transduction; cell migration; regulation of protein localization to membrane. Lineage: Eukaryota; Metazoa; Arthropoda; Insecta; Hemiptera; Delphacidae. Bases 31 to 639 code for a protein of 202 amino acids. The transcript has 2 exons.
GUUUGUUUUUCAGUUGAACUUCAGCGGCGAAUGUACGAAGGCAGUGAUGAAGAUGACGCAAUGCCCGACAUGCAGAGGUCUGCCCGAGCUGAAGGCCUGCUCCAACUACUGCAUUACGUCAUGAAGGGCUGUCUCGCAUAUCACUCCGAGCUGGACGCCGAAUGGAACACUUUUGUCGAUGUAAUGGACAAACUAGUGGAACGCCUUUUGGGACCCUUCAACAUAGAAAUGGUCGUUCAACCAAUCAACAUCAAAAUAUCGGAGGCCAUAAUGAAUUUUCAGGAAAGCUCCGCCCAGGUUUCCCAGAGAGUUUUCAGCAGCUGUGGAAAACCCAUGCUGGGGCGUAGAAGACGGUCAGCAGAUCAUGAACCGGAAAACUAUCCAAGGUUUAGAAGAGGUUUGGAGCAUGAAGGUUCCAGGGAAAGCAGAAAUUUUGAAGGUUUAAAGGGUGGUAGGUUUAGAAGGGAGUAUGAUGGUGAACUACGGUUUAGAAGAGAGAACCAAGGUUUGAAACCUGAUUUGGGAAGUGAUUCAAGGUUUAGAAGGGAGUAUGAUGAUUCCAGAAGUGGUGAGGAAUCAUUUAUUCAAGGUUUAGAAGAGAGCACCAAGGUUCAGAACAUGAUUUGGACAGUGAUUUGAGGUUUAGAAGAGAUAACCAAGGUUUGGAAGGUAAUUUGGACUCUAAUCUAAGGUUAGAAGAGCAAACGAAGGUUUGGAACGUGAUUUGGACACAAAUUCUAGGUUUAGAACAGAAAACGAAGGUUUAGAACGUGAUUUAGAGACUAAUCCGAGGUUUAGAAGAGGAAACGAAGGUUUGAAACACGAUUUAAACAGUGAUGAGGU